GAGGAGAGGGGAGGGGAGGGCAGGGCAUGCAUUCCACGUAGUUGGUAGUGAAAUCAAAGGAACGAUUGAUUGAUUGAUUGUUGGUGCUGAGUUGUAUGUUUUAUUAACUCCAUCUUCAAUGCGGUUACAGAUCUGUUUUCUUUCUUUCAGAUCGAAUUGAGGCCCCAGACCAAUUCGCAUUUUAGUUAAACGCCGCUCGCUCGCUUUAUUCAGAUCCUAGGGUUCAACUGAAUGGGGGUUAUCUCGAGACGGGUUAUUCCUGUAUGUAGCAUCCUAUGUGUAUGUUGUCCUUCAUUGCGAGCUAGGUCAAGACAUCCUGUUAAACGUUAUAAGAAGCUUCUUGCAGAUAUUUUCCCACGCUCUCAGGGUGGUGAGCCAAAUGAGCGCAAGAUUGGAAAGCUUUGUGAAUAUGCUUCUAAAAAUCCUCUACGCAUACCCAAGAUUACUGAUUACCUGGAGCAAAAAUUUUACAAGAAUUUGCGAAAUGAAAAUGUGUCUGCAGUUAAAGCUGUACUGCUUGUUUACGGGAAAUUGUUAUCCUCUUGUAAGCAGCAGAUGCCUCUCUUUGCCAGUAGUUUUUUGGGAAUCAUUGGGACCCUACUAGAGCAAUCACAACACCACGAAAUGCAAAUUCUUGGUUGUAAUGCCCUAGUCAACUUCGUAAACAACCAGAUAGACAGUGCAUACCUGUUCAACUUAGAAGGCCUCAUUCCAAAGCUUUGUCAACUGGCAGAAGAAGUUGGAGAUGAUGAAAGAGUAUUAAGGCUAAGGUCAGCAGGACUUGAAGUGUUGGCCUCUAUGGUGCGGUUGUUGGGGGAGCAGCCUCAUGUCUCCAUGGACUUUGAGAAUAUUAUAUCAGUGACUUUGGAGAAUUAUAUGGACUUUCAACUCAACCAAGAAACCAAAAAGUUCAACAGACAACUUUCUCAACAAGCCCAUGAACAUGCUCCUUCAUUCUCUGACGCCCCUCUGGUGGAUGCACACAAGAACCCUUCUUAUUGGGCCCGGGUUUGCCUGCAUAACAUGGUCCAAUCCGCAACCGGGGUGACAAAUGUGCGACGUGUAUUGGAGCCUAUUCUUCACAAAUUUGGCACUGAUAAGCUUUGGCUCCCAGAGAAAGGGCUUGCCUUUUCUGUUUUGAAGUAUCUCUUGAAGGUUAUGGAGGAACCAGAUGACAGAUCCCACUUAUUAUUGCCUAUCUUGGUUAAGCAUCUGGACAACAAACAUGUUACCAAGCAGCCCGUUUUGCAGUUACAAAUUCUAAAUGUUGCUACACAACUGUCAGGGUAUGUAAAGCAUCAUGCCUCAGUCACCAUUGUUGGUGCAAUAUCUGAUCUAAUUAAACACUUACGCAAGUGCCUACAAAGACUAUCUCAACCUUCAAGCUCUACUGAUAGCAGCAUCUAUAUUGAUCUUCAAAGCAGUUUAGAAAAUUGCAUCUCAAAUCUCUCAUGUAAGGUUGGAGAUGUGGGACCUAUUCUUGAUACUAUGGCUAUCGCGCUAGAGAAUAUCCCGACUAGUGCUAAUAUGGCUAGAGCAAAUAUUUCUGCUAUUUAUCGGACUGCACAAGUUAUCAAAUCCACUCCAAACAUAACCUACUUCAGAAAGGUGUUCCCUGAUGCUCUCUUUCACCACUUGCUCUUGGCAAUGUCACAUCCAGAUCAUGAAGCGCGAGUUCUUGCACACCGUGUUUUCUCUAUCGUGCUGAUCCCGUCUUUAAGUCAAACUUGGUCAAUCGAAGAUAUAAUACCUUCUUCACAAGGUGGCUUUCCAUCAAUGAUAUUACAAAAGGCAGCAGAUGGGAGUAACAAAAGCAUACUCGAAACCAUAGAUGAAGAGACAAUAGAGAAAGAACAUGAUAACAUUGAAAACCAUGUGAAGCAUACUACCGAAUCUUUAUCUUGUGGUAGCAAUGACACUUCUACCUGUAAUGGGAAUACAGCAUCUAGUUCCAUGCGAUUGAGCGGUCAUCAAGCGAGUCUUGUCCUUUCAUCCAUUUGGUAUCAAGUAACAUCCAUGCAAAAUAGCCCUGAAAAUUUCGAGGCAAUGGCACAUACAUAUACUCUUGCUUUAUCGUCUAUUUUGUCAAAGAAUCCAAUUCAUGUGGCCUUAAUCCGGUUUUUCCAGUUGGCAUUGUCCAUCAGAAGCAUCUCCUUGAAUCAACAAGGUGGCCUGCAAGCAUCCCAGAAAAGGCCUAUGUUUACGUUGGCUUCAUACAUGAUUAUGGUCUCCGCAAAGGCGUGCCAUCUUCCGGAGCUAGUUUCUUUGGUUAGAUCAACAUUGAUAGAAGAAACAGUAGAUCCUUAUCUGGUGUUGGAUGGAGAUAUUAGACUCCGGGCUGUUUGUACAAAAGCAGGUGACAAAAACUGCUAUGGAUCACACGAAAACGAAGCUUGUGCAAUGAAGUCACUCGUUGCAAUAGAAGCCAAGGAUCAGAAAUUAAAAGAUGCACUUUCAUCACACUUUGUAUCAUGUCUUGGCACAUCUUCACAGGAACAAGUAUCAAAUAUGAAGGCACAACUUUCAGAGUGGUUCUUGCCUGAUGAUGAAUAUCCUAUGGGGACACAAGAGCCAUUUUCACUUCAGGAUUUUGAUGAGGUAAUACCAUCAGCAAAUGAAGAUCCGUUGGAUCGAUGUGGAAGCCAAUCAGAUCCCAGAGCCGCCAUCGAUUCACUUGACAUUAUAAGUGUCAGCCAGCUGUUGGAUUCGGUAGCGGAAACAGCAGAACAUGUUGAAAGCAUGCCGAACUCGUCUAUAACUUUAACUUUCGACGAAAUAAAAAAUCAGUGUGAGGCUCUUGUGAUGGGAAAACAGCAGAAAAUGUCUGUGCUUCAGAGUUUUAAGGAGCAACAAGAAGCCAUGGCGAUAAUUUCUUCUGGUGAACAUGAAAAGUAUACUCCUGUUACAUCAAAUAAUCAAUCGAUAUCGAGUGAUCGGACACAUGCAAAGGAUCGGGUCUUUUCUUGUUUGAACGAGUAUGGACAACAAGAGUCAUUCAGGUUACCAUCUGUAAGCCCAUAUGACAAGUUUUUGAAGCCAUCAAGAUGGUAGUAGAUAUGCAUAUAGUGGUGAUUAUGUUUCACAUAUUCUUAUACACAUUAAAUAAUCCUUGUUUCCGUAAUGAUGAUUUCACGUUAUCCCUCGGCUGUUGGAUUUUGAUGAUAUAAUGCUAAAUUCAUGACUCCAAUUUUUUUGAGCCAAUGAAAAGACUGUAUAAUCUCAAGGUUCACAUUUA
This is a messenger RNA of Helianthus annuus (common sunflower), 3235 nucleotides long. Its product is annotated as protein SEMI-ROLLED LEAF 2. The record is from RefSeq and is a predicted model, not a curated record. NCBI's taxonomy places the organism in Eukaryota, Viridiplantae, Streptophyta, Magnoliopsida, Asterales, Asteraceae. Bases 232 to 3051 code for a protein of 939 amino acids. The transcript has 18 exons.